This is a messenger RNA of Coniosporium apollinis CBS 100218, 1053 nucleotides long. RefSeq lists its product as uncharacterized. The record is from RefSeq and is a predicted model, not a curated record. The transcript is spliced from 4 exons. Bases 1 to 1053 code for a protein of 350 amino acids. Lineage: Eukaryota; Fungi; Ascomycota; Dothideomycetes. Gene Ontology annotation, molecular function: hydrolase activity.
AUGCCUCUCCGCAGUGAUCUGACGCUAGAAGCCUCAAAGUUUGCACCAGAGGCAAUAGAUGAGAAAACUAAAAAGCUCAAUGAGCACCUCAUCGAAGUCACGAAAAAUGGACCGAGAUGGUAUGAGGUCGGUGCAGCCAAGUACCGCCAGAUGCGCUGGGCAGGCGAGACGCCUUUUCCUAAGCCGGUCGUGCUCGACUCCGGUAUCGACAUGACCCUGCCGUCACGAGAGGCCGGACGAGAGAUCCCCUGCCGGAUGUUCAAGCCUGCCCAAGGGAAGGACGUUAAGGGUGUGGUCAUGCACAUCCACGGUGGCGGAUGGGUUCUCAACGAUGAGAAAUUCCAGGAUUACUACCUCAAGUUCAUGGCCGACAACGCAGACAUGGUUGUCAUCUCCGUUGGCUACCGCCUCGCGCCUGAGCAUCCUUUUCCACAGGGUCCAGAGGACUGCUACGACGUGGCCGAGUACCUCGUCCAGAACGGGAAGUCAAAAUACGGUGGCGAUCUCGCAUUUAUGGGCGGCGAGUCCGCAGGCGCCCAUCUCGCGGUCCUGACAGCAUUCCACCUCCUCUCCCACACCCCCUACACCUCCUCCCCAACCCUACGCGGCCUCCUCCUCCACUUCGGAGCCUACGACCUAACCCACUUCCUCCCGCAAGCGCACCACUUCACUAAACCCCUAAUCCUCGACCACAAUAUCAUGAACCACUUCGUCUCUGCCUUCCUGCCCAACACCACCCCUGCCUCCCGGCUUGACCCCUCCAUCAGCCCCUUCUACCAAGACCUCAGCCUCUUCCGGAUCGAGAGCGGCGGGAGCAGACUGCCGCCUGCGCUCUUCACGUGUGGCACCGAGGAUUGUUUGCUCGAUGAUACGGUCGUCAUGGCGAGUAAGUGGAUGAUGGCUGGUGCGGAGGCCACGGUGAGGAUUUAUCCGGGGGCCCCGCAUGGGUUCAUCAUGUUUCCGCCUAGCGCGAGUCCGGCGGCUGGGGAGGGGUUGGAGGCGACGAGGGAAUUUAUGACGGAGGUGAUAGGGAGGGGUGGGGCGAGAUUGUGA